This is a messenger RNA of Alosa alosa (allis shad), 4154 nucleotides long. It is a transcript of the gene lnp1, whose product is annotated as leukemia NUP98 fusion partner 1. The record is from RefSeq and is a predicted model, not a curated record. Bases 1 to 777 code for a protein of 258 amino acids. The transcript is spliced from 5 exons. NCBI's taxonomy places the organism in Eukaryota, Metazoa, Chordata, Actinopteri, Clupeiformes, Clupeidae.
AUGAGCAAAAGCUGUGAGCCCCGCCAGGAGCUCCACGUGUCACCGGCCGCCAAGCUGUCUCUCCGGCUACUCCCCGCCAUCAUCCUGGACAAUGAUGAGGAUGACGAUGGCAACUUCACCAACUGGAUGAGCAGCUACUGGGGCCACGGCGGCGAUGGCGGCGGCGGCGGGCAUUCCAAAGAGCGCAAGCACAGCUUCCGGGGAAACGCCUCGCGACACAAAGCUGACCGCCGGGCCUCCCUGCCCUGCCCGUCACAGUUGGAUGCUAUGCACCUAAACCGAAUCCAUGCAGCCGCAAUGGCUCCUGCCCCCGCGCACAUGAAGGGCCGAGAGGACAAGGAGUUCCGGUCGCAUCCUCGCGCUCGCCGCGUCUCCUCUGACGAGAACAGUCGCAAGAGCAACAUCCCUGAGCAACAUCCCAUCACCCCCAUCCCCGAGCUCGCAGAAUCCUUUGAGAGGAGACUACGGUUCCGCAACCAGAAAGUCAUGUCAUUGAUUUUGUGGUUGCAGGGUGACGCAGAUAAUGUAUGUCUUCUUUGCCAUGAGGAAAAACGCAAUGGUCAAGUCCAAGAAUUGCACUGCUCACAUCGAUUCCACAAAGAGCCUGGAAGGAAACCGGAGCAGGUGCGUCCCCGCAGUGGAAGCUCAGCAGCCACCUGUGAGCGGAGGAAGUGUGGGGACGAGAACAGGAAGUCGGGAGAGGCGGCUAUCUCCACGGAGCAGGAAGACUACCACCAUGUCCCCCGCCGGCAGCUCUCCCUACGGCGCCAACGCUAGCAGUGCCAACACAAAGCUACUGUUUAACAUCAGCAGCAGACACCCCUGGGUCUUUUUUCAGUAAUUUUGAAGUGUGUCUUGUUGGGUCAUAGUACAGGAUUGGCAUCAGAGUGUUUCCAUGGUUUCAUACCCCACAAAAGAAGAGAAACUAGCCCAACAAUUCCUAUUUAUUUAUAUAUAUAUUUUUUAAGGGUAUGGGUGUUGGAAACUGAUGUGAAAAUUCCACUAGUCAACACCAUUAUGGCUUCAAUGUCAACAAAAAUCAACCAUCUUCAUUUUUGCAUGCCUAGCACCAACACAUUGUCUUGAAAUUUCUGAACAGACAUUUUUGUUUAAAACAUUUCCAAAAAUGGAAAUGUUUUACAAUUUGCUUUUUGAAUGGCUGUUUUUGAAGCCCAAUUCACAACCAUUAGCCAUACAGUAAGUUAAUGUGCUGCUCUUUGAUAUUCAUUCUGUAAGGUAUAAUGACCAGCCCACAAUAAUGUAAAUAGUCAAAUCCUCUGUUCAUAAUGCACCAUAAUGUUGAUGUAUAUAGAUGUUGACUGUAUUGUUGAUAUUCCUCGUGGGUUGUCUAUGGAAAAGGUCACAGCCUUUGUGCGAGUGACCUGUGUAGGAUCUGCUGUUGGGUUACAGGGUUGUGUCUUUAAUCACUGGACGAGUGGUAAGAGGUUGAAGCUAAAUAGGUCACCAACCCUCACUGGAAACUAGUUGGAGGCUACAUGGGAUCCGGCCUCUGCAACAGAAAUCAAUAGUAAUCUUUCACCUACACGUUUCACUGAGGCAGCAGUGUGUAGAGAAUGGGUGUGAAAGCAUGUUGGUGGUGGAUGUUCACUGCCAUUGUGUUACCCCAACCCACUGGAGAGGCCUUUCUCUAUAUAUCAGCAUCAAUUGUCACCCAUUAAUACAGAAAUGUAGGCAUGACAGAAAAAAUGCUGUGUUUUCACUGUUUCUGUGCAUAUACACAUCUUCUUUUUUUUUAAUGUAAACAAAAACUUCAAAAACACUAGAGACCAACAUAUGAUUGUGUACAGUGCAAUAAACUAAUAGAUAGAUUAUUUUCCUCAGACUUCCAUCACUGGAAGAGUUCCAGAUGCUCUGUUAGGUCAACAGAGACUACAGAGAUACUCCAGCAUCCGUAGAGUGCUAUGGAUUUAUUUUAGCAUGUGUUAAUCUUACAGUGAGCAUGUCAGACAGGCAAUACCUUGUUGGCAUACUUUCUCUAACAGUCCGUUGUUGUGUUGCAGUGCCUCGAGCAGUGGUUUUGGAAUCAGCGCACGUGUCCCAUCUGCAAAGCCAAAGUGGUCAUGCCUGCGCCCCUCUACUGGUCCUCUGCACGUGUCCAGUUCCCCUGAUGGUGUUUCCGGUUACCCAGCAUGUCCCUCUCUCCCUCUCUCUCCUCCUCCUCUGCAUGCGACCCCUCCCUUCGAGCAGACUGUUGAUCAGCUUGUUGUGGUGUUGAAAGAAAAGUGGAGCAAGUUCAGAGGACAUCUAACAGAGCACCCUAAUCUGAGAGUGUAGCAGGGCUGCAUGCUUCCCUGGCUGUCCCCACUUCUGGGUCAUAUGUUUUCUUGAGUUUGAGUUUGUCUUUUAUUUCUCCAUGGUUUUGUAGGAAGCAGGGGGUAUGGGGUAUGAAAUGUGGGGUUUUAUGCCCAUGAACUGUGGAUGUUCCUUCCCCACAUGACCGUUUUGGGGUCAGUUGUUGAGCCUAGAUCUCAUGUGGAUCUCAUGUUGGGCAAUGUUAGGAGUCAGGACAUCUGAGGUGUGGACAGUUCAGUGUCAGCUAUGGGUAUGCCACAUUCUUCCUGCCCAAUGACUGUAUUUAUAGGUAGGGCAAGAUUUCAUUACUUCACAACUAUGAGCUGUGGUUUAAUAAUGAAGUGAAAAAUGAAGACGCUCAGCCCACAGAUUAUGGUUUACACACUAUCUUUCAAAAGUUCGGAGUCACUUCGAUGUUUCCUUGUUUUUGAACAGAUUGUUAAUGCAGUAUCUACAGAUCCUACUUUUGUUAAGUAGUAAAACACCAGUGUCAGCAUCAACAGAAGAGGUGACUUCUGGUGACCCACACUUUUGAACAACAGUCAGCCAUGGUCAACUAGCCUGGGAAUACCCAUACAAACAUUUGGCAAAUUUGGGAUUUUCUCUGCAGGUCCGUCUGGCCAAGAGGCUAUUGAAGCCCAUUUCCAAUGUGCCUAAAAGACGGGCACGCAAAUACAAUUCUUAAUCCGGCAUGGACGUGUAUUUCUUUGGAAUGAGUAAACAACUGCACUUAAAACCUUCAUUUACAAGAUUGCUACACUUCUGAAACGAUUUGGUAGGAGUUUAAAGUACAAAUUUCAGUUUAAUUUCAUUGCUACUGCUAGUUAUGCCCCUGCUGGAAGUCGUAAGUCAAUGAACCUUUUCCAGACCCACUCUCAGUUGUACAGUUAUGAAGGUCUGGGUGUUCCCAGGCUAAUGGUCAACCUAAAUCUGAUUCUUUUUUUUUUAAAAUGCUACAUCUCUGUUGUCCUUUUCCGACAUGCAACUUAGUAUGGCAGAGCCUUGACUAACAUUGCUUGGGACCAACUUUUCUAUUUGUUACUGAGUGAAACUCUACUCUGACAAUGUAAAUAUGUGUAAAUACAUGUAUUUCCUGUGUUAAGGAAAGCAGUAGCACUCUCUGUGUAGGUAGUAUGUAUCUGUAUAAUAUUAACUUUUUUUAAAUAAAUAUUAUUAUGGUAACCUGUGAAGCUCCUUUUCACAAGUGCAUGAAAUCACUAUCUGGUACCUGUGUUCACAUAGUCAUGAAUUUAUAUAAUUGAAUGUGGUGAUGUGAUGUAGACUUAUUCAAUUUUGUUGACAGUUUUCCCUUGCUUCUGAUAGCUAUGGUUUAUUGUGCAAUAUGUGUGAGAGAACCUCACUAUAAACUAUCAAACAUGUCAUGCCAAACUGUCUGGGUUUACAAUUUGGAUGAAAGACUGGCAAGACUGCUCUUUGUACAGCUCUAUACGUUUUUAAAGGAUAUCGAUUUCACUGUGAUAUUAGCCUUUUGUUCACCUUUACUAGAUCUAUCCACCUUUAUUUUGCAGUUGAUGCCACCAAACAGAUUUUUUACAUUGUAUUGUGAUUGGGAGUACUGAUAUUGUAUGCAAUGUUGAAUGAUCCAUUACUAUAUUUUCACAUUAUGCCUGUCCAACUCUAAAAAGUGUUUGUGUAUAACCUAUAUAUGCAUAAACCUGUAAAAUGUGCCAGGCUGUCUUCUCACUUUCACACCAUAACUGGAUAUCAAUGUACCUCUUCCUCUAGCUCCUCAGCGGCUGUAAUAUACUUUAAACUCAUGUAAAUACAGAUAUUCUAAUGGUAUGUUCAAAACCACAUGGAAUAAAGUUAAGACGGACAUA